AUGGCGCCGGUGCCAUUGACGUCCAAGAAAGAUCCCGAGUGCGUGAAGGUGGUGGUAAGAUGCCGUCCCAUGUCAAGGAAGGAGGUGGAGGACCAGCGAAUCCGCAUCGUCGAAAUGGACACGAAGACGGGAGAAGUCUGGCUGAAGAACCCUGAAGACACGAGAGAGCAACCGAAGCCUUUCACUUUCGAUCAAGUGUAUGAUCACGCGACAGACCAACAGUUCCUCUUCGAGACCACAGCAAGACCCAUCGUCGACUCAGUUGUACAGGGAUACAACGGAACCGUCUUUGCAUACGGACAGACAGGAACGGGGAAGACACACACGAUGGAAGGAUUGUGGGAACCCGCCGAGAUGAGAGGUAUCAUUCCCCGCUCCUUCUGUCAUAUCUUCGAAAGCAUAGAGGUCACCCACGAUCAGAACUUCCUUGUCCGGGCCUCGUACCUCGAGAUCUACAACGAGGAAGUACGAGACUUGCUGUCCAAGGACCCGAAGAACAAGCUUGAACUCAAGGAGGACGUCGAGCGGGGGGUGUACGUGAAGGACCUCACAUCCUACGUGGUGAAGGGCGUGACUGAGAUGGAGAACGUGCUGCUUGCGGGGAAGAAAAACCGUUCGGUUGGAGCUACUUUGAUGAAUCAGGAUUCUUCCAGGUCCCACAGCAUCUUCACCAUCAUCAUCGAGAGUUCGGCAACGCACGCAGAUGGGUCGAAGCAUAUCCGAGCGGGAAAGUUGAACCUGGUCGAUCUGGCGGGCAGUGAGCGACAGAGCAAGACUGGAGCAACUGGCGAGCGUUUGAAGGAGGCGACUAAGAUCAACUUGUCCCUUUCUGCCCUCGGCAAUGUGAUCUCAGCGUUAGUUGACUCCAAGACAAGUCACGUGCCGUAUCGCGACUCCAAACUCACGCGCCUCCUCCAAGAUUCUCUAGGAGGAAACACCAAGACUGUCAUGGUGGCAAACUUGGGCCCUGCAGACUACAACUACGAUGAGACUCUUAGCACGUUGAGGUACGCGAACCGAGCCAAGAACAUCAAGAACAAGCCGAGGAUCAACGAAGACCCCAAGGACGCGAUGCUGAGGGAGUUCCAGGAAGAGAUCUUGCGUCUCAAGUCCUUGCUGGAGGCCCAGCAGUCAGAUGCCAAGGUCAAGUCCAAGCUGCAGCAGCAGAAGGACGAGCUUGCAAGGGCAGAGAACAUGCGACAAGAAGUGCGGGGAAGGAACGAGAUGCGGGUAGAACGGCUGACUGGUCGUGACGUGGCAGGAGAGGGACAAGGCGGAGGCAGAGAUUAG
Guillardia theta CCMP2712 is the source of this 1290-nucleotide messenger RNA. RefSeq lists its product as hypothetical. Gene Ontology annotation, molecular function: microtubule motor activity; microtubule binding; ATP binding. The transcript is spliced from 19 exons. Gene Ontology annotation, biological process: microtubule-based movement. Bases 1 to 1290 code for a protein of 429 amino acids. Lineage: Eukaryota; Cryptophyceae; Pyrenomonadales; Geminigeraceae. The record is from RefSeq and is a predicted model, not a curated record.